AACGUUUCCACGCGCGUGUAUAACCUCGACAGUAGUGACUGCCACCACGUGUUCAUCCGGUUACAGAUGCUAGAGAAAUCACGAAAGAGAGAUUUACACAUAGAACAUCGCAGCCGCUAAACCAUCGUCAACUACGAAGUCACUGGAAAUGUCCCUAGGACUAUCGGCAUCCCUACGAGGCGCUAAAGCUGGGUCUCGGUCCACAGAACACUAGCGUGGAGUACGCACACCAAAUAAAGAGACUCCGGAACCACACCAGUUAUUUCCUCCAUAUUGUCGCACGUAGGAAAAUACCUACGUCUGCAAUAGUUCUGCCACUUCAAGUGGAAAACCAAAUGAUAAUUUUCUACUCUUAUUUUUCUACAAUAUGAGUCGUUUUUUCGCAACUGGUUAUGAUUCUGAUACUGAUACUGUAUCGGAAGAGGAGCAAGUACCUAGGGGACCAACUGCAGCUUUCACAUUCAGCGAUGAAGAAGAAGAGACAAAACGGGUCGUUCGUUCGACAAAGGAGAAGAGAUACGAAGAGAUUGCAAAUCUCAUCAAACUCAUACGAAACUAUAAAAAGAUUAAAGACAUGAGCAGUAUGCUGUCCAGUUUCGAGGAUCUAAUGCGUGCCUAUCAAAAGGCAUUACCUGUAAUUACGAAAGAGGAAGCUGGCCAAACACCGCGAUUUUAUGUCAGAUGUUUGGUGGAAAUGGAAGAUUUCAUUAAUGAAAUAUGGGAGGAUCGUGAAGGGCGUAAAAAUAUGUCAAAAAACAAUUCGAAGUCUUUAACUUCUUUGCGUCAGAAACUUCGUAAAUAUAACAAAGACUUUGAAGAUGACAUAGCCAAGUUCAGAGAGAAUCCGGAUCAAGACGACGACGAGGAGGAGGAUAAACCCGAAGAAGUUGUAGAAUCUGAGGAAGAGGAUGACAGUGCUGUAGCUUUCAAGAAAGCUGCUUCCGAAGCAAGCGAACCAGACAUAUCCAAAUUCAAAAAAAGUGCGGCUGAUGGUGAUGAUGGUAGCGAAAGUGAAUCUGAUUGGGGCAGCUCCUCGGAUAGUGAAAGCACGAGUAGCGAAGACGAGGGCCAAUAUCAAAAUAUUCGCGAGCGAUUCAUUAAAAAUAGAGCGGCUGAUAAAGAGGAGGAAGAAGACAAGGCGAAGCGGAAAGAGCAGCGAAAGGAGCGUAAAGACAAGGAAAGAAAAAAGAGGAAGGACGAGGAUGACGGCGAAGGUGAAUGGGAGACCGUGAAGGGCGGUGUGGCCAUCCCAUCCGAGAAGCCGAAAAUGUUCGCCAAAGAUGCUGAGAUCAACGUGGCUGCUGUUUUGAAGAAGCUGUCCGAAAUUAUUGCCGCUCGUGGUAAAAAACGAACAGACAGACGGGAACAGAUAGAGCUGUUGCACGAGUUGCAAUCGAUAGCUGAUGCUCAUAAUCUUGGGCCAGCUGUGGCGGUGAAGAUCAAGUUCUCUAUAGUAUCCUCUAUCUUCGAUUACAAUCCGAAGGUAUCGGACGCGAUGAAGCCUGAGCACUGGACCAAGAUCCUGGAACGUAUAACAGAGAUGCUGGACAUGCUGCUGAGUACCAAAGACAUGGUGAUCGCCGAGAACGUAUCUGAGGAUGCGGAAGAGUUUGAGACCGCUCCGUAUAAAAUACAUGGAUGCGUGUUGACAUUGGUAGAACGUUUAGACGAAGAGUUCACGAAAUUGUUAAAGGAGUGCGAUCCGCACAGUAACGAGUACGUAGAACGAUUGAAAGAUGAGAAACAAGUGUCGACAAUAAUUGAUAAGGUUCAAGAAUACUUGGAAAGACAAAGAACCGUGUCCGAACUCUGUCGCGUAUAUCUACGUAAAAUCGAGCAUUUGUAUUACAAGUUUGAUCCGAGUGUUCUUAAACAGAAAGAGGGAGAACUCGGUUCAGACGUUACAACGUCCGUCCAAGUAAUGGAGAAGCUUUGUAAAUAUGUUUAUGCUCGUGAUGGAACGGACAGGCUCAGGACUCGUGCGAUCCUUUCUCAUAUUUAUCAUCACGCUCUUCACGAUAACUGGUUUCAAGCGCGCGACCUAAUUUUAAUGUCUCAUUUACAAGAAACCAUUCAGCAUUCCGAUCCAGCUACACAGAUUUUGUACAACAGAACUAUAGCUCAUCUGGGCUUGUGCGCGUUCCGUCACGCGAAUAUUAAAGACGCACACAAUUGUCUGGUCGAUUUGAUGGUAACAGGAAAGGUGAAGGAACUUCUGGCGCAAGGUCUUCUUCCUCAAAGACAGCACGAACGUAGCAAGGAGCAAGAGAAGAUCGAGAAACAGAGGCAAAUGCCGUUCCAUAUGCACAUCAAUUUAGAACUUUUGGAAUGCGUUUAUUUGGUCUCUGCAAUGCUCAUUGAAAUCCCAUACAUGGCUGCUCAUGAGUUCGAUGCGAGAAGGAGAAUGAUUUCGAAGACUUUCUAUCAACAGUUGAGAUCCAGCGAACGUCAGUCGUUGGUCGGUCCUCCGGAAUCGAUGAGGGAGCACGUUGUGGCCGCGGCGAAAGCGAUGCGCAACGGAAACUGGUCGGCAUGCAAUAAUUUCAUAAUCAACGAGAAGAUGAACGCUAAAGUUUGGAAUCUUUUCUAUCAAGCGGAUAAAGUUCGAGACAUGCUUACAAGAUUGAUCAAAGAAGAGGCUUUGAGGACGUAUUUAUUCACCUAUUCGCACGUCUAUGAUUCUAUCUCUAUGCCAAAACUGGCGGAGAUGUUCCAAUUGAAGCGACCCGUUGUUCAUUCUAUUAUCAGUAAAAUGAUCAUCAACGAGGAGCUUAUGGCGUCACUGGAUGACCCCACAGAAACCGUUGUUAUGCAUCGCAGCGAGCCAAGUCGUCUUCAAUCUCUAGCGUUGCAGCUCACCGACAAAGUGAACAAUUUUGUCGACUCCAACGAACGUAUUUUUGAAAUGAAACAAGGGAAUUUUUUUUCAAGAGGAAAUCAAGGAAAUUUCCGCGAUAGACAAAAUUAUAACCGACAAGGGCAAGAUUGGGGUCGCCAGAGACGAGAUCGCGACAGGGAUCGUAAUCGCGAAGAGAAUCGAAAUUAUUAAAUUUAAAACAUUGAAUAUUAUUUACUUGGGUAUUCGAUGUAUCGUAAUUAUACCGUGUACACGCUCAUGUAAAUAAUGUUGAAAAUAACAGCAUAUAUAAACUACA
This is a messenger RNA of Megalopta genalis, 3155 nucleotides long. It is a transcript of the gene eIF3c, whose product is annotated as eukaryotic translation initiation factor 3 subunit C. Lineage: Eukaryota; Metazoa; Arthropoda; Insecta; Hymenoptera; Halictidae. Gene Ontology annotation, molecular function: RNA binding; translation initiation factor activity; translation initiation factor binding. The record is from RefSeq and is a predicted model, not a curated record. Gene Ontology annotation, biological process: translational initiation. Gene Ontology annotation, cellular component: eukaryotic translation initiation factor 3 complex.